This is a messenger RNA of Leishmania braziliensis MHOM/BR/75/M2904, 900 nucleotides long. RefSeq lists its product as hypothetical. Gene Ontology annotation, cellular component: nucleus. Gene Ontology annotation, biological process: regulation of transcription regulatory region DNA binding; DNA damage checkpoint signaling; DNA repair. The record is from RefSeq and is a predicted model, not a curated record. Gene Ontology annotation, molecular function: histone H3K79 methyltransferase activity. The coding region runs from base 1 to 900 and encodes 299 amino acids. The transcript has a single exon. NCBI's taxonomy places the organism in Eukaryota, Euglenozoa, Kinetoplastea, Trypanosomatida, Trypanosomatidae.
AUGCCCGUUCUUCGAGCAAAGAGAGCACGUCUUGACCACGGACCAAAGCGGCCUAUUUGUCGUUUUCUGCUCUCCGAUGCAGCAAUAGGAAAAGUGACGAAAGACAUCUCAGCAGGCACCGAUGCUGCUCGUUCAGUGACUCCUAGGGAGUUGGGGAGCGGAUCGCCACACGACCCCAUUCACCUUCCACUUCGAAAGAUUCCAAAUGACAACGGAUGCUAUCAUUGCGCCACUGAUGAGUGUUGCUGUGUGGAGUUUGAAAAGAUCUUAUCGAAUACCUACGCUCAACUAUCGAAGAAGCGUGUCGUUGAGGUGUCUGGUGCGCGACAGCUUUGCGCAAAGUCACUUCUGACACCUUUUGUGUCAAGGCUUGUGCAUCUCAUGAAGAUCACAGAGCAGGAUACCUUCUACGAUUUCGGAUGUGGCAAUGGUUCAGUCUUGUUUCAAGUCGCCUGCAUGACUGGUGCGAAGUGCGUGGGUGUGGAAGUCAGCACGCACAACGCAGACGUUGCACGCGAAGCCUGGCAAGUGCUGCAGCAGGUACUGGAGCGAAAGUACAAACGUCCGAUGCCGGCUGUGGAAAUUAUCACAGCGGAUUUGGCUGAACUAAUCUCCACCCCUACAUACUUCGAGGAGGAAAAGGGACAGACAGCUAUUCUGAUGUCGAAUCUUCUUUUCCCGAAGCCCCUGACGCACUUUUUGUCGGAGCGGCUGCGAUCUACCCCUGUAGGAACUCGUAUCUUAUGCUUUGACGAUUUGUACCCGCACGCUCGCUCGGUGGCUACGUACAGAGACCCUGUUGCCUUUGAGCUGUUCGACAUGAAGGAUUAUUUGUGGCAAGAGAUGAGUGUAGAGUGGUGCUCAAUGGAAGGUACGUUCUUCAUACACACGCGGAAGUAG